This is a messenger RNA of Fusarium pseudograminearum CS3096, 2391 nucleotides long. RefSeq lists its product as uncharacterized. Gene Ontology annotation, molecular function: triacylglycerol lipase activity. Bases 1 to 2391 code for a protein of 796 amino acids. Lineage: Eukaryota; Fungi; Ascomycota; Sordariomycetes; Hypocreales; Nectriaceae. The record is from RefSeq and is a predicted model, not a curated record. The transcript has a single exon.
AUGGCGACAAAUCCAUCAACCGAGCCUUUGCCUCGUAUUCAAAGCACGGAUUUGCAAGAAGAUGAGGAUUCCAUCAUCUGUAACCAAGAUGAGGCCGAGGCAAUAUUGCAACCCGCUUUAAGUGAAGCUGCUAGACAUUUGACCUCACAAAACACACCCGCCAUCGAGAAGGCACUGGCAUUGGACAAGAGUCGGGCUGGUUUCUUUGGCGUGCCCACAGAUAGAGCUGGUGACACAAGUCCUGACCUCUCGUCUUCACCAGAGACGUCGCCUCAGGUACCGCAGUUCCCUGCUUCAGCCAAGUCUCCCGUGCCCACGUCGCCUGAGCCACCUCAAUAUGCCUUGCCUUCUCCGUGGCAAGCUCGACCGAAGCCACCAGUGACCAAGGGUCAUACGAGCAGACCGUCCGGAAGUAUUCUGGGCAACGCGUUGGCCCCUGCUAGGAAUCGAUCCAAGUCGGCAGGGCAGGAGGCAUUGAGGAGACUACAGAGAGCGUUACCGUCUCUUAGUCCGCCUACACAUCUGUUACCUUCCAUGUCAAACUCGUUCUUCUCAAGUUCCCAGGAUAAAUCGAGUGCAAACCAUUCAACCACCUUAAGUUACUCAUCCCCAACAACCCGCCAGCAUUCACCUCGAAUCCCUUCCAACGCUCUAGGUAUCGCCCAGCCAUUAUCACAACAAAUUCGAAGGCCCGCUUCCAACCUCGAGCAGCUAAACACACCAUCUCCCCCUGUGCGACCAAAGGCUCUCAGACGAGUCACAUCUGACGACACCCGUCUAUAUCAUAGUCUGUCUCGCACGUCUUCUCUUGGUGAUGAUGAACGUUUCCAGGACGUCCGCGAGAUGGUCAACAUUCGGUUCAUGGCCCUCAAGGAUAGUCUUCCAGAUGUGCCAAACUUCAAGAUGCCCAGUCUCCCUAAACUUUACAGUCAAGCUCGAAAAUCGACGAUUUCGCUCGGUACAUCCCACACUCCCGACACGCCACUUAACCAUAGCCAGGUUCCAAAAAGUCUUGACAUCGACUCGCAAGAUGGUUCGGCUGUCCUGGAUCGGGUUUUAGAGUCUUUGACGGGCGACUUGGUGAUCAUGGGCGGUUACCGUGGCUCAGUCCUGCGAUCCGCCGAGCCACCUUAUCACCAGGUUUGGGCCCCCGUGAAACUCGGGCUCAAUAUGCGUAAAGUCAACUUGGAAGUCGGGUUGGAGGAUGAAGAUGAGGAGCGUAUGGAAGAGACCAUCAAACCUGAUGGCAUGUUAAAGCACAUUGGUCCUGUCGACGUCUCUCGAAAGUUCAUCAAGAAGCUUCGUUCAUGUGAUAAUGCUAAAUCGGGUAAGCUACGAAUCUGGGACUACGGCUACGAUUGGAGAUUGAGUCCUCGUCUUUUAUCCCGUAAGUUGCAAGAGUACCUCCAAAAGUUACCUUCGAAUCAACCCGGGACACCAGCCGGUUCGCGUGGAGCUCUUGUCAUCUCUCACAGCUUGGGGGGCAUUAUCACACGCCAUGCUGUCAAUCAGAGACCCGACCUCUUCUCAGGGGUUCUGUACUGCGGCACGCCACAGCGUUGUGUUAACAUCUUGAAUCCACUACGUCAUGGGGAUGUUGUCCUGCUAAACGAGAAGCUUCUUACGGCGAGCGUCAACUUCAGUAUGAGAACUUCUUUUGUUUUCCUCCCAGAAGACGGGUUCUGCUUUGUAGAUAAGAAUACGGGAGAGGAGUACCCUAUCGACUUUUACGAUCCCUACGAGUGGAUCAGGUGGCAUCUGAGCCCGUGUAUGCAGCCUGCUUUGCCGCCUCACAACCGCCCGCAAUCCUCGUCUUUCUCGUCCUUCCUUCCAAAUUCACUAAGAGCCCGUGCCGAGAGUAGAAGCGAGAAAGGCCCGCCUUCGCCAACGGCAGUUGCUCAAGACCACAACCCUAUGGCACCACAGCUCAACGGGAGCGGUGCCAAAGUAGAGGAACAGAAGCCAUCAGACUUGGAACGCAAGCGUUACUUAAACUACCUCGGUCGAACUCUUGCCGCGACACGCAAGUUUCGAUCCGAACUCGCCCACUCGCCUGCGCACCAAGAAACCAAUGCCUACCCCCCUCAUGCUGUGCUCUACAGCAAGAGUAUUCCUACAGUGUAUGCUGCCCAGGUCACUAGCCGCGAAGGAAUUUGUUGUUCCGACGCUUACGAUGAUCUUCUAUUUCGACCGGGAGAUGGCGUUGUGUUAGCGAAAGAAGCCAUGCUUCCGGACGGUUAUUCUAUUGUUCGUGGUGGUCGGGUUUGCACCGAGCGCGGUCACAUCACCAUGCUUGGCGAUAUCCCGGCUAUGGGCAAGGCACUUGAAGCAGUGGUCAGGGGUCGCCGGAAGGGCAUCGGCAUGGGAGUCGGCGGUGACGAAGCAAAAUAG